UCUUUUUAUAUUUGUUUUCUAUCAAAUAAAUAUUAUUUUCGUGCCAUGUUCGUUCUUAUACUCAAUAAAGUCUCGAAAAUAUUAGGCCCGACACAACCCACUUAUAUACCGUGUCGUGCUCGUGCACGUGCCUAUGAAGUUUAGACCCGACACGACCCAUAAAUUAUUCGUACUCGUGUCAGGCUGGCCCAUUUAUUUUGUGAUCGUGCUCGUGUCGUGCUCUAACCGUGCGUGCCGUGCUAGCCCGUGGGCGGCACGGCCCGUUGCCCACGUACAGUAGGGAGGCAUGAGGCAUUAAUAAAAAAUAGAAAGAAGGGAAGAUCUAACCUUGAACUUUGGACAUUGAUUUGACAAACUAUUAUCAUUGUACACAUCCAGAAGUCAGGGCACUUAGUUCUUUUCAAAAGAUUCCAAGUUGAACACCUGAAUAUUAAAUUAAUUUAAAAGUCAAAGAACUUGAAUCAUCUUUUCAAGUAUUUUUUUUAUGAAUAAAAGAGUUUGUCACAAGAGAAAGAAACAAACUAAUAAACAAUCAGCCAAAGGCAUAAAUAUAGGAGACAUUGACCCUACACAAAAGUCACACAUCCACAAAGUUUCUCAAUGAUUGGUUCCUAAAAGAUAGGAUAUAAAUAUAUUCACAUUGGAGCUAUAGUUAGAUUGUUGUUUAAUGACUUUAAUGUUCUGUCACCUCAUUUUAUUUUAUUUUAUGUUUUGUAUAUUAUGUAUUAUACAUUUUUAAUCACGAGUUAUAUAAUACAUAUAAUCUACAAAAUCGAUUUAUCAAGAGAAAAAAAACAACUCUGCAUGAAGUGGAUUCAGUGGAUGACCACAUUCUCACUAGCAGAAACCCUUCAGUCACCAUUUCACAUUCCACUUAAGCAUCUUGUCGGACUAGCAAACAACACUAAUGUAUACAUCCCAAGACAAACAUUGUUGGCAAUAGGUGGAUUCAGUAAGGAUGACCAUAUUCUUGCAAGCAGGAACCGUUUCAUUGUCAUCAUUUCCUUAUCCAAAUAUUUUGUUCCGAAUUAUCGAGGAUGUCCACCAAAGUGUGAUCUUCCCACUAGUUGAGCUUCACCACCAAGUUGUAUAAUUUUCAAAGACACCCUGUCAUGUUAUCAUGUCCUCGAGACUACAAUUCAAAAUCCAUAUGUGCAUCCCCAAACGCCAAGAAUUUUGCUCCAAAAUCAUGGUUUUAUUCUUUCUCUCGACCAAACUAUUCUCUUUCGACAUACGUACUAUUCUACCUCACUGUCAAAAUGGUGUUUCUGUCAAGAUCAUCCAAAAAUACCAUUUAUCAUGUUGUUUAAUAAAACUAAACUGAUCAGGGUGUAAUUGCUUAUGCAUUAAAGUGUUUUUUUCACAUACUUUUCAGAUGACUUAUUGAAAAUUUUCCAUUACUAUAGUUACCAAGCAACACUUCUAUAUGAAUGGGAGGUGAGGAGUUCACAUGUAUUUACCUAGUUUGCUACUUUCGAGUUUUUGCAACCAACUAGUCUUUUGUACUUCCUAUCACUUCUAUACAACUUGUUCGGAGUUAAAGCUGUUCAAAACAUGUUGAUGCUUUAGAUGACAUCCUAAGCACAUUUUAAGCAUUUAUGUGUUGUUAUUGUUUUUAGUGUCUUAAAACAAUAAAUAUAAAAACUAUAGUUAAAAAAACUAUAGUUAAACUAAUAUCCCCUAAAAGCUUGCGGUUUUUUUCCUGAUUGUUGAUGCUAGUUGGUUAUGUACUGGUUGCGUUGGUUGUCUGGUGCUCUCCCCUCGCUGGUUGUUUUUCUUUUUUACCUUUCUUUUGCUCCUGUGUCUCCUCCCUCUUCUCUUUUAUCGGGUUUUUCUAUUUUGUGUGGGCAGGGGCUUCCUGGUUCGCCUAUCUCUUUUUGGCGCUCGCACUUCUCGUUCUGGCCUUUUUCUUUUGUUGCUGUGUUCGUCCGUUUGGACUCGUUUUUUGGUUUAUUAAUGCAGUUAUCACCAUUAUAAAAAAAAACUUAAGCUCAACUAAUAUCCCCUAAAAAGUUUGCGGUUUUCCGGAAACGAGGAACCUCAUCUUUCUCAUCCAUUUUAUGUCUUCCAAUCACCCAAUGUUUUGGCGACACAAAAAUAGUGGGUUGGUCAUACUUUAUCGUCCAAGAACAAAGACUCACAAUGUCAAUUUGCCAAAGAAAAUAUGAGGUCAUGUGUAUAUUUUCAAAAGUAUUUAUGACAUCUAUGGUUCUUUGUCUCCUAAAAAGGUUAACAAUACGACAUGUAAUUGACCUACUAUCAACUAAAACUCACACCAGCAUAAAAUCAAGAGAUAUAUCAUCUUUAUAUUUCCUUUUUACUUCUUAGUGUCGUCACGUAAGAGGGCAUGAAUACAUAGAAAGAAGAAUCGUAUCAACUUUGCCUUGCAUAAGAUAACAAAAGUCAUAACUCAGGUCACACUUCAUACUAAACGAUGAACAUGGUAUAUCAACACUUAUUCUAUGUACCAGAUGAUACACACCCCAUAAUCAUAUCCACUUUCCAGGGCUCAAGCCUCCAUGACUACCUUCAUACUAUUAUUUCUUCAUCCCUUCAAUUGUUGAAGUAUUUCUAAUUUUGUAUCUAUUAAACUAAGAUGCUAAGACUGAAGUUGAAAUGGGAUCUAGUACUUAUUUACAACUGAUUUUACGUCAAUAUAAGUAGCUUAGGUUCCAAGAUGGGGUGAAAUGACAUCAUUUCAUAUCAAAAUAAUAUGAUAUUCUGAAUACUAAGAUACUAGUUCAUAUUGUUGGGUCGGUUGAAAUUGAGGGAGCAUAACAUAAAGGCCAUGUCAUGCUCUUAUUGUGCUCUUGUCCAACAAUGGCAAGACAAUAUAGCAUGAUGUGACUUUUAUUAAAUUGAUUUACAAAAUUUUUGACUUAGUUCUCUAAGAAUUUUUUAUAAAAAAAAGAAUUUGUACGAAAAGAUAUAUCCGACCCCACAAUCACUGACACCAACCAUAAUAACGGUUUGCACUUUUCCACUAUGGACGAAGUCACUGUGGAAAAGCAACCACAACGAUAUAAAUAAUUAGUAAGCUAGGAAAUAAAUAAAGGACUACACUAGAUAAUACUAUUGAAAUGAGAGGCAUAUGUUCACCACAACGAUAUGUCAUUCAGAAAAUUCAAUUUCUUUCCGAUUGUUAAUCUUGAUUCACAGGGACGCUGAUUUGAUUACAUAUUGAACUUCAAGUCUUCAAUCUAAUAAUAAAUGGUCGCAAUUUUAUUUUUAGCCAUGAAAAGAUAAAUAAAUCAUAUAAUAAGAUGAAAGUAGUGUUCCAUUUCGAAAACAAAAAAUUAAAUUGUAUUAUAAUAAUUGAAUCUUUAAAUCUAAAUAUCAAUAUUGUAAAAAAAAUAUAAUAAAUAAUUAACUUUAUUCCAACAACUCGAAUUAUUAAUAAAAAUCCCAAAUUUAAAUCCAAACGAAUAACAAACUUUCCCUCCACUUCCCUGACAUUCGGCCAGGAGGAAGGGAGCGAGAGGAGAGGGAAUAGGGAUGGACGAAUGCAACCGGUAGUAAAGGUUGCCAAUGAGCGCACAAGCGUGCCGGUAGCAGACUAGAUAAAGGGGUGUGCUGAAUAAAUAAAUAAAUAAACAAUUUAUUUAUUAUGCAUGACGACGGUCACGUGACUUCCCAAAACACAUGCUACCGCCUAAGAUUCACUAGAUGUUUAUUAUUCUUGCAGUAUAUUUUAAAAAACGUAACACAAAAUACAUAUUUUUGGCAUUGAAAAUGUAAUAAUUUGAUCAGAAUUAUAUUAUCCUACUAAGUUAGGAUGUUGGAACUCAAGUGGCAAUUAGAAUCCAAUCAAAUCGAUCAAUCUAUACUUUUAUAUUUUGGUACCUAAAUUUUAUUUUUUAUACGAAAAAUAUCAUUGGAAAAUUAUAUUUUGGUACCUAAAUUUUUUUAUAAUAUUUUAGUACCUGAACUUUUCGAAAAUUUACAUAUUGGUCCAAGGCUUGGAUGUCAUUUGAAUUCAUGGAUCAAUCCACCAAACAUUUGAUCCAAUCCAUGAAUCCACCAAUCUAUUUUAUCCAUAAAUCCGCCAAUCCAUAAAUCCAAUCCAUGUGCCACCUCUAAUAGUAAUCAUGGAAAACUAGCAACCAGAUAUCAGUUUAAUUUUAUUUCUAGAUCACAUAGAGAAACUAUGGUACCAAAUUUGUAAUAAAAGAUUCAGAAAUAUUUCGCUAAGUCAAUCUACACCGAGAUUUAACAUGUGCAUUGAUAUAGAAAUGACACCCAUGAGAAUUGAUUAGCCUAGUAAUUAGACUAGGGAUAAGAAUGACAAACUUGUAGCCCCAACUCGACCAGUUAGAAGUAUUCUAAAAGAGGUGGAUGAAGCAAACUAGAUAUGCAUAAUCUAAAAGUUUCUAUAAUCUUUUUGUUGAGACGUCAUCGAUUAUAAUAACUCAAAACAAAUUGAAUUUGGUUAGAUCAUAUCAUCAGUAAAAUUAAUCAUCAAUAGAUUCAUUUCGAACAUUAUCGAACGAUAAUUCGCUCAUCACGUCAACCACUCCUCAUUAAUGAAUCAUGCUGCGUUGAAUAUGUGAAGUGACGACUAGUGAUGGUUUUACUAUAUCCCUAUGUUUAAGAUACUUUAGGUGACAAGACAUCCUUAGGAGAAGAAACUACCAUGUUUUCCAACUAGUAAAGGGUUCAUGUUCAUAGGAGGGGUGGGGGGCGUGAUUAUGACGAAAUGAUAAAAAUCGGGUUCAAAACAUUAGAAAAGCAAAACUCCAAUGAGUAGAGUGUAUUCCUAAGAGUAUGUAUUGAUAUGAAAAUUUUCAAAUUAAGUAUUGUGUUUCCUCGCUAAAUUAGUCUCCUAUAUAGAUCAAUGAAAAGGCUUGAAGAGAAACGCGCACCCUCAAAAUCUGUUUCGAAUAAGACAAAAUGCAUGAAAAGAAAGCAGACAAAGUAAAAAGACUUGGGUCAAAAGCCGGUAUAUGUAACGGACUUCACGGGCAAAUGUAUGGUGUCAAAGAGAAGAAAAGGGAAGAAACUUAAAGCAAAGUUGAAAAAGGGAAAGCAAGAAGAUAAAACCCUAGUUCGGACGCUGGACAAGACCGGCAUGGACGCCACAUGUUGACUCGUUUCGCCACGUAUUUCUUAAUUAUCUUAAUGUCGCCGAAUCAACUCACGUGUUUACACCCUCUGCUGGAUUCUCCACUAGCCGCGAUCAUCAAUGCUUCACAUGCCAGUUGUUUUAAAUAUCAUCCCUCAACAAACUCCGCUAAACUUGAGUGACACCUAAAACAUCUCCUUACGCAAAUAACCCCACACUCCCACACUUUUCCUGCUCCUCUAUUAUGAUUAGAACAAGUGUAAGAAAACCUUCUCUUAAACGAAAAACCUAGUAAGUUCCAUUAGGUAACCAAGUAGUAUGGUAUUUUGUCAUAGGGUAAAUUCACUUACCACUUACAAUGCAAUCAAAAGCAACUAUUGUUAUUUUGUUUAAUUUACAACUAGCCAAGAAUUCACCACUAGCAACAAAAUCUAAUCUCGCCAUUGACUUGUCAAGAACCAAUCGCAGACUAAAUCCUAGCCACAAAUCAUAACAAACCUUAGAAGGCCAAAAAUGGAAUUUCCCCAUCCAUAUUAUGGGAGAGCACGUAAAAAUAUUAUUAUAUUACGGUUGGCCUAGUGAUAAUGCAAAUACGUUUACCACUGAACGUUGCCGCCACCCUACCAUGCUAAACUCGCCAAUUAACCAACUUUACCGCGGGAAAAAGAAAAAAUAAAAGGAAUAAAGAGAAGAAUUUUUUUACCGGGAGAGCCAGUCACCUAGCAGGAAGUAAUAAUAGGGUUAAAUUAUAAAACCCGCUGGUCCCUCGCGUUCGGUCUCUCCUUAGCUAACUCUCUCUCUCUCUCUAUGAAGUCUCCUCUCUCAAUCCCACCUCCUGGUUUUUCUCCGUUCUCUCACUAGGAAGAGCUCUGCACUUAACUCUACCUCUCUCUCUCUCGCGGACCGACUGAAACAGAUCUCCAGCAUUGACUCAAUCGUUCAGGUAACUCCGUUUUUAAUGAAAUAUAAAUCUUCCCCUUGUUAAUGCCCCCUUUGAAGGUUUUUAGCUUUGUUUUUUUAUUUAUUUCUGUUAUGUUUGGGCCAAAAGCAACAACAGAAAGAGAGUAAAUUGGCUUAUUGCGAGGAGAUAAGAAUCGCUGGAGGUGAUUUCAGUUUUUUUUUUUUUCCUUCGUCUCGUGCCAAUUUGCUGCUGUUGAUUUUUCCAUUUUUACACAAUUAAUUUUUACUAUUGUUGUUAGCAUUCAAUCGUAGUUACUGUUUUUCACUUAAUAAACGAUUCUCCAGGCUUUUUCGUUUUUCUUCUGUUUUUGGGUUUGGUAAACAAUCUCCUUUCUCCUCUCUUUGCUCUACCACAGAGCUAAUGUGAGAGCUCCACAGAUCUGCCAGGUAACUGCUCCCAGAGGAAUUAUGGCCGACUGUUAGGAGAGGAGGGUUUUUCUCUAAAUCCCUAUUUUGCUGAUUUUUUUUUUUUUUUUUGUGUUUGAUUCUAUCUAGGAUUCGUCUAUCUACAAUAAUGCCUCUAGAAUUGGACAAAGAAGAGGGAAGCAAUUUCGUUUUGGGCUAGAAGAGCCGCAUCAAAGGAGCAGAAUUCAGGCAGUUGGGUGGGGAGAAAAACUAAAAUUUUCCUCUACUGUGAGUUGAGGAGAAGACUCACAGGGGUUUCUGACGGGAUGGAUUCGGGCUUGAGGUCGUUUUUUCAGGCGCCGUCGGUGAUCUACACCGACGGGCAGGGUAAUCCAGUGCAGCAGCAGCAGCACUCCGACUGGUUGUCGGGGUUUACAUCUCCGGCGGGUGGGGAAUUCGAGGCAUGCAAUGCAAUUGAAUUGGACAGAUGGAAGGAUAUUCCUUUCACAUGCCUGCUGGGUCUGGAUGAGAGCAGGACUCUAGAGAUGGGAGGAGAUCUUCUUGCUUCUUCUGCAUGGAAUACAACACCCUUUAAUUUGGGAGUUCAUGAUCCAGUUCCUGCUCAGUACGACCUCAAUUUACCUCAUGAGAGCACGGCGGAUUCGUCGUCAUUUGGGGGAAUAGACUUUCUCUUUGCUCCUGUGACACCACACAAGGCGAUGGACGGAACCCCUGCAGCAAUGGAGAGAGAUGUGAGAGUGGAGAGUAGACAUGGUUUGUCUUGUGGAGAAACAGCAGACAAGCAAGCUGCUAUCAGUCCACUUAACCUUGAGUUUACUUCUGAGGCUAGGAAUGUUGUUCUGGUUCCGGAUCCAGUUCCGGAUUCUUCAUCGACGAUUGGGUUGACGACACAGGAGAAUCAGAACAGGGAGAAGGUGGACUUCAGUGUCAUCGACUUGAACAAAACACCACCAACGAAGAAACCCAAGAGGAAGAAGCACGUACCCAAAGUGCUGGUGGAAGGCAAGAAACCAAAGACCCCAAAACCACAGACCCCGAAGCAGCCCAAGAGGAAGUAUGAGAAGAAGAACAAGUUGAGUCCUCCAGCUGCUGAUGCUGCUGCUGCUGUUGCUAAUGGUAGUGGAGAGGUAGAGAUCCCGAACAGUGAAGAGUCUGCCACAUCAAAUGCGAAUCAGACCGGCAAGAGGAAGAACAUGAAGUCUGACACCCUAACUUCUCCGGUGACUAAAGAGGGCACACCAAGGAUUAAGAGGAAGUACACAAGGAAGGGCUCAAGAGACAGUCCAACAGGAACAGUUGGGGAAUCAGAAGCAAUCUCUGGAGGAAAGUCGGGAUGUACGACUCUUCCUAGAGAAGCAACAGGGGAAUCUGUGGAUCCACAAGGUCGUCCUCAACCUGCCAAAAAGAGCUGUAGGAGGGCGUUAGAUUUUAGUUCAGAAGAAGCAGGAAAUCAAAGGUUUACAAAGAAGCUAUCCUCACCUAGUUUGGUGUCUGAGCCAGUUGCAAAAAGCCAAACGGCGUCCAUUUCUUUUGGAGAUGGAAUUGAAGUGAGGAUGCAGAAUACUUCCACAGGAUCUCCAUUCGACUUCGAAAGUUCCGUCACAGACCUGCUUAAAAGUUAUUCACCGAAGGCAGGAAAUCAAGCAAACACUAAAGGAAAAGGGAUGUUAGCCACUCAGUCCAUGCAGCAAUACAACACCCAAAUUUCACUUUCUAAUGCAUCAAGCUGUAGUGGCUCAGUCAGAACUUUGACUGAGCUCGGUGAAGCAAGUGUUUCACGGAACACAAAUUCCAGUCCUAGUGAACCAGGCAUAAAUGUGGCUGGGCAUUUUUACAAUGGGUUCUCUAUAUGCCAGACAUGGCCUUGGACACUAAUGCCAGAGUGUCGGAAAAAGAGGGGCGAAAAGGCCCAAAAUUCUGCUGUGUCUAGCAUACCUAUUGUCUCCCCAGCUGCCAGAACAGUCGAUCACUUUUCUUAUUAUGCUCAUUCUCACGAAAACAGACUUCUUUCUGGGACAGUUGGAAAAGCAGAAUCUGCUGGCUUUCUUCAAUAUAACCUCCACAGUUCCAGUCCACUAAAUGAGAUUGAUAAGUCAACAAAAAGAAGGUCUAAAGCUCCUGUUCGGGUUCACGAUCUGGGUUCUCUUGUCACUAUCCCUCAGCAUAACAAUCAGCACAUUCAGAACUUAAACAGGCGUGAGGUACGUAUGGGAGCCUUACUUGCAGGUCCUCAAGCAACCUUAAAGAAGCCAAAGAAGAAUAGUAAACGGGAUUCUCUAGGUAGAUAUGCAUCCUCAAGUACUCAUGACAAAGGACAACACGGGAGGAUGGUUUUAUUUAAUCAGAACCAAUUCUCAGGUUCCCUGGACAUGCUAUUCAACCAGAUGCUCAAUGUGGAUGAGUUAGCUGAGCAAUUAAAGCACCUUAACAUCAAUAGGGAACGCCCUAAAACAACUUCAGCAUCAAAAGAACUAGUUCCCUACAGGGCCAGCAAAAGCAAAAAGAAGCAGAAUGCAAUGGUUAUCUACAGAGGGGAUGAUAGGAUGGUUCCAUUUGAAACCGUGAAGAGAAAGCGACCCAGGGCAAAGGUUGAAAUAGAUGACGAAACACUUAGGGUGUUUAAUCUUCUACUAAAAAGCAUAGACAGUGAAGGUAUUGAUGGAACGGAUGAAGCAAAGGCAAAGUAUUGGGAAGAGGAGAGAAGGAUCUUCCGUGGGCGCACAAAUACAUUUAUAGCAAGAAUGCAUCUUGUACAAGGGGAUAGGCGCUUCUCGAAAUGGAAAGGAUCAGUUGUGGAUUCAGUUAUUGGAGUGUUUCUGACUCAAAACGUUUCAGACCAUCUUUCUAGCUCUGCAUUUAUGGCAAUGGCUGCUCGUUUCCCCAUUAAGAGAAAUCAGGAGCCACAGUGCGAAGAGGGAGGGUCCAUAGUGAUCAACCCGACAGUUUCUAUGCCAGAUGACGAAUGCUUGAACUGGGAUGAAAUGUCGAAUCAAUCCAUUUCUGACCAGAUUUCCAUGACUCUUUGUGACCCUCAGCUUGAAGAAACAGAAGUGGCCCAUAACCUGGAUUCCACAAGCAGCACGAGCACUAAUAUUUGCUUGACACCUGGCACAGAGAAUUACGCUGAAUCAGUGAUCUCCUCUCAGACUUCAUCACAAAACUCAAAUUCGCCAGUCAGUCAAACUUUUGACAACAUUAAAGAGUCAUGCACAGAGACCAACUCGCAAGAAGCGGAUACUUGCGAUGGUGGAGCCCAACUCUACAGCUUGGGUGGAGGUAAUAGUUCUUUAGUUGAGCUGCAACAGAAUGCUCAAUCUGGUUAUACCAUAAUACCGAAGGAACCAUUGAAAAACCUUUCAGGAGGGAUGUCUGAUAUUGUGGAGAGUAGUGAUAAAUUUGAGAAGGAGAAGUCCUCACAGAACACAUCAGGGUCAAACUUGAUUAACAAUGCCUCUUCCAAAGGCAAGGAUAUAAAAGAUUUGGAUGCUGCUAAGAGAAAGGCAAAAAGUAGAAGGGUUGGUGAUGAGAUCAAAGAUGAUGACUGGGAGGCACUAAGAAGAAGUGUAUUGCCAAAUGGAAUAAACAAGGAGAGAGCAGAGAACGCAAAGGACUCGGUGGACUGGGAAGCUGUAAGAUGUUCAGACGUGGAUGUGAUUGCCAGGACGAUCAAAGCUCGUGGAAUGAACAACGUGCUUGCAGGACGCUUGAAGGAGUUUCUUAAUAAACUGAUAACCUACCAUGGAAGCAUAGAUCUCGAGUGGUUAAGAGAUGUUCCCCCAGACAGAGCAAAGGAGUAUCUGCUAAGCUUCAAUGGACUGGGGCUGAAAAGUGUAGAGUGUGUCCGGCUUUUGACGCUUCAUCACCUAGCCUUUCCAGUCGACACGAAUGUUGGGCGUAUAGCUGUCCGACUUGGAUGGGUCCCCCUGCAACCACUGCCUGAUUCACUUCAGUUGCAUCUACUGGAAAUGUAUCCUAUACUGGACACAAUUCAGAAGUAUUUAUGGCCUCGACUGUGCAAACUUGAUCAGAAAACACUGUACGAAUUGCAUUACCAGCUGAUCACAUUUGGAAAGGUUUUUUGUACAAAAAGCAAGCCAAACUGUAAUGCGUGCCCAAUGAGAGGAGAAUGUAGACAUUUUGCCAGUGCAUUUGCAAGUUCCAAACUCCUUCCAGGACCAGAGGAAAAAAGAAUAGUUACUGCACAACCUCAAGACCGGCCAACUUUCACCGGCCCAGUUAUGCAAAAUGUUCAAAGACCUAUAUUACCUCCACCAACUAUAUGUGAAGAAACUCAGCAGUCAGUAUCUCACUCAACGUCAACUGUGCCCGAACAAGAAAGUUGCCAGCCAGGGAUGUUGCACCUGCCAACAGUAAAAGCAAGAGCCAACUGUGAGCCCAUCAUUGAGGAGCCAUUAUCACCAGAACCACAAUGCACUCAAGUCGAAAUAGAUGACAUUGAAGAUGCCUUUUAUGAGGAUCCUGAUGAAAUCCCCACUCUUAAUUUGAAUGGGGAGAUUCCUACCAUCCCAUUGAAUGUUCAAGAGCUUGCUCAGAAUAUCGAGACGUAUAUCAAACAUAACAUGCAACUUCGUGAAGGUGACAUUUCAUUGGACUUGGUUGCUAUGGCUACAGAGGCUACAUACAUUCCUCCACCCAAGCUUAAAAACAUUAGCCGGCUAAGAACUGAGCACCAAGUAUAUGAGCUACAUGAUACUCAUCCUCUUGUAAAAAGGUUGGAGAAGCGAGAAGCUGAUGAUCCAUCUCCAUAUCUCCUUGCAAUAUGGACCCCAGGUGAAACGGCAAAGUCUGUUGUCCCACCUCAGACAAUAUGCACAUCACAGUCACAGGGGAAAUUAUGCGAUGAAGGGACAUGUCUCUCAUGCUGCAGCUUCUUGGAAGCAAGACGUCAAGUAGUUAGAGGAACUAUUCUGAUACCCUGUCGAACAGCGAUGAGAGGAAGUUUCCCACUCAAUGGAACAUACUAUCAAGUGAAUGAGGUAUUUGCUGACCACGAGACUAGUAAAAAUCCAAUUGAUGUACCCAGGGAGUGGCUAUGGGAUCUACCCAGACGAACUGUCUACUUUGGAACAUCUGUACCAACAAUAUUUAGGGGUUUGACUACCGAGCAAAUCCAACAAUGUUUCUGGAAAGGAUUUGUUUGCAUUAGGGGGUUCGACAGAAAGACGAGAGCACCACGUCCUCUGCAGCCGAGACUGCACUUACCAGCCAGCAAGAUGAAGGAAAAGGAAAAGGACAAGAAUAUAGCAGAUGAUGAUGAAUAGAGAGUUUGUCCAAAACCUUUUUCCGAACCAAAUCUUGCCGUGACAGUGAAACCAUGCUUGAGGACACAAUAAGUUGCAGGGAUCACAUUCAAUGACAGGCUCGGUAACCCGAACGAGUUGUUGGAUUUCCCAUAAUAUAGGGUGUAGGAUUGUGCAUACAUAGCAGAAAACUGUAAUUUCUCAGAGUUGUGCUCAUAUUUGAGCAUUUUUCUUACUUCAGGUUAACUAUCCCCCAAAUAUCACUUGUGUCUUUCCUAGUUACAUAUAAAACUAUGUCAAUGACCAUCAUUCAUCAGAAUCAGAAUGGUUCAGGAGUAGCUGAUGCAUUAGCUUGCUAACAUGAUUACUCGAAUGGAGCUUUAACUUCUCCUAAUUGGAUCAGAGCAAACUCACAACUGACUUUCUGCUAGAUAAAAAUCCUAAGCUGCAACAGAAGCACAUGUUCAAUCUGCUUACUCAAACAGCAUCGAUACAAUUGUUCUCUCUGUACCAGGCUUACAUGCGAAGAAAUUACCUAAACGAGAUGAAAAUUCUCUCGACAUGAACUACUUCAGUCAGAUAUCGAAGAAUACUACGCGAACUUAAUUUCCAAACAAUCUCAGGUCACUUAGAACGACGAGAAAACAGCUCAAAUCAUAUCAAAAUCACUCAGAAUAACUGGAAUUCGCAAGUUGAAGCAUGAUUUCAUUAAAUGCCCAAGGCUUUUCGCUACAGAAAUGAAGAGAGGGAGAGUUGCAGGUAAUGUAGAACGCACCUUUCCUCCUUCGGCGGCGAGCGAGCAGAGCGAAAGAGGGACUGACUGCUGAGGAGGAGAAUUGACCGAGGAGCCGGAGACAUAUGCGUUUAGGCGGUUCCGCCGAUUUGCCGCUUCUCAUAAAAGUUUUUAGGCGCCAUUUCGUUUUCCCUCCUGCUUUGCUGAUCUUUUUUAGAGCGUUCUUUGAAAUUUAAUACAUUACGUGGGCCGUGGGCUAGUACGUACCGCUUCGUGAAUCUAGUGGGCUUUUUACUCUGAGAAAUUGGAUUCGCCAAGCCCGUCCGUCAAAAGGAGGUCGGAUCGGACCGGUCUAUAAAAGCCUUCAUAUGUAAGAUUUUAUAGGGUUUGUGUAUUCCAAAAAAGUUCACCAUAAUUGAAAUAAAAAGAUCAGCUAUAAAUAAGUUCCUUAUUAAAAAUGAUCUAGGAAAAAUUUAUGUCAAACAAAAUUAAGUGAACUACUUUAAUAUAGUUUACAGAGUGGA
This is a messenger RNA of Linum trigynum, 12906 nucleotides long. The record is from the annotation of a GenBank genome assembly. Lineage: Eukaryota; Viridiplantae; Streptophyta; Magnoliopsida; Malpighiales; Linaceae.